Messenger RNA from Salvelinus namaycush (lake trout), 2439 nucleotides. Its product is annotated as acyl-CoA Delta-6 desaturase-like. The transcript is spliced from 12 exons. The coding region runs from base 165 to 1538 and encodes 457 amino acids. Gene Ontology annotation, cellular component: membrane. Gene Ontology annotation, molecular function: oxidoreductase activity, acting on paired donors, with oxidation of a pair of donors resulting in the reduction of molecular oxygen to two molecules of water. Gene Ontology annotation, biological process: lipid metabolic process. The record is from RefSeq and is a predicted model, not a curated record. Lineage: Eukaryota; Metazoa; Chordata; Actinopteri; Salmoniformes; Salmonidae.
GUAGGUGUGGCUUGGCUCAGACAGCAUCAUCUGAUUCUGAUUCCAUUCCCUGUCUUCCUCUCUGUACAUUGCAUUUUACUGGUCCUCAGUGUGUUUCAGUUGGGCAGACUGGACAGAGCGCAGCCAACACAGCGACGGUGUGAGUGGAGCAGAGAGAAACAAGGAUGGGGGGCGGAGGACAGCAGACUGAGUCAAGCGAGCCGGCCAAGGGUGACAGGGGUGGGCCCGGUGGAGGGGGAGGAGGGCGAGGUGGCAGUGCAGUCUACACCUGGGAAGAGGUCCAGAGGCACUGCCACAGAGGCGACCAGUGGUUGGUCAUCGACAGGAAGGUCUAUAAUAUUACUCAGUGGGCGAAGAGACACCCGGGGGGCAUCCGGGUCAUCAGUCACUUUGCCGGAGAAGAUGCCACGGACGCAUUUUCCGCAUUCCAUCCUGAUCCUCAUUUUGUCAGGAAGUUUCUGAAGCCGUUGCUGAUUGGAGAGCUGGCAACGACAGAGCCCAGCCAGGACCAUGGGAAAAAUGCAGCACUAGUGCAGGACUUCCAGGCCUUGCGCGACCAUGUGGAGAGUGAGGGCCUCCUCCGUGCCCGCCCCCUGUUCUUCAGCCUCUACCUGGGCCACAUCCUGCUACUAGAGGCCCUGGCUUUGGGCCUGCUCUGGGUCUGGGGGACCAGCUGGAGCCUCACACUGCUCUGUUCCCUCAUGCUGGCCACGUCUCAGGCCCAGGCUGGCUGGCUGCAGCAUGACUACGGCCACCUGUCAGUCUUCAAGAAAUCCAGCUGGAAUCACGUACUGCAAAAGUUUGUCAUUGGACACCUAAAGGGUGCCUCUGCUAACUGGUGGAACCAUCGUCACUUCCAGCACCACGCUAAACCCAACGUGUUGAGUAAAGAUCCUGAUGUCAACUCACUGCAUGUCUUCGUCCUGGGAGACAAACAGCCUGUAGAGUAUGGUGUAAAGAAGUUGAAGUACAUGCCCUACCAUCACCAACACCAGUACUUCUUCCUCAUUGGACCUCCACUACUUAUUCCAGUGUAUUUCCACAUCCAGAUAUUGCGGACCAUGUUUUUACGACAGGACUGGGUGGAUCUGGCGUGGUCGAUGAGUUUCUACCUUCGCUUCUUCUGCUGUUACUAUCCCUUCUUUGGUUUCUUUGGCUCAGUAGCAUUGAUCAGCUUCGUCAGGUUUUUGGAAAGCCACUGGUUUGUGUGGGUGACCCAGAUGAAUCAUCUUCCUAUGGAGAUAGAUCACGAGAGACACCAGGACUGGCUCACCAUGCAGUUGAGUGCUACUUGCAACAUUGAACAGUCAACUUUCAACGACUGGUUCAGUGGACACCUCAACUUUCAGAUUGAACACCAUCUGUUUCCUACCAUGCCCCGUCAUAACUACCACCUGGUGGCUCCUCUGGUUCGUGCUCUGUGUGAGAAACAUGGAGUUCCUUAUCAGGUCAAGACUUUGCAGAAAGGCAUGACUGAUGUUGUCAGGUCACUGAAGAAGUCAGGGGAUCUGUGGUUGGAUGCAUAUCUUCAUAAAUAAAUCCCUUCCUGGCUCUGGGCGGGAUUUAAAUCCAUCUCAGAUUAACUACCUGUGAACAGAGAGGACAUUUCCUAGAUGUUUGUGUUGAUAAUGUUAGCUGCAAACAUUAUUGUGAUAUAAUUGUUUUAAUCCUUGGCAGCAGUGAAUGGGGAUCCAUAGCAGAAAUAGAGGGUUUAUAUAGUAGGGCCAGGCGUUUAAAAAAAACUAAACACCGUUUUUAUUGACCUAUAUUUCCAGCAUUAUCCACUGGGUUUGAUGCAGGCAGAGAAUCCUAGGAAAUGCUCUGUAAUUGACACAAGUCUCAAUCAUUCCAGUCUGGUUGUCCAUUCGUUUUUGGCGGAGGGAUCGCUUUAACCAGGGGAAACGCAGCAUACGAAUCUUAAUUUCACUAAGCCUGUUAUUUAGCAGGGAAAACUAUUUGUAGAUCAGUGAUUUUACACCUCGUUUUUCUCAAGCUGAUCGCCUCCAACAGACUCAAUCCCUGAUCACAGGAGGUUAUAUAAAUGGGGAAAUUAGGACACGUAAAGGGGAAAGACUAUGAAUCCAAGCAGAAAAUAUAAGUGCACAAUAAAAAUCUCUAUCGCUUGAAAUUCCCCGCUGGGAUGCUCAUUGCAGACUACAAUAUAUUCUGCAAAACCUGCAAUUUAGCGUCACAUUUUAAAUGGAAAGACAGGAUAGACAGGAUAGACAGCCAUCUGAAAUAAUUAUUCCGUCUCAGAAGAAUGCUUCAACCUUGAAACGUUUUGGAGGAUUUAGUGAAACAGUCUCGUCUUUACACAACAAGACAACAUCAUCAACAACAAUAUUUCACAGCGUAUUCGUUGCCUGUUAUCAUGUGGUUAUGAUAGGCAUUUUUGUAUCAGAAAAUGUAGAGGGUGAAAUAUAGACUAUUUUCAGAAUA